Messenger RNA from Camellia sinensis, 1674 nucleotides. Its product is annotated as F-box protein At3g12350. NCBI's taxonomy places the organism in Eukaryota, Viridiplantae, Streptophyta, Magnoliopsida, Ericales, Theaceae. The record is from RefSeq and is a predicted model, not a curated record. Gene Ontology annotation, biological process: gibberellic acid mediated signaling pathway; SCF-dependent proteasomal ubiquitin-dependent protein catabolic process. Gene Ontology annotation, cellular component: cytoplasm; SCF ubiquitin ligase complex. Gene Ontology annotation, molecular function: protein binding.
GAAGCAAAGUCUUCACAAAUUUCUAAAGCUUGCCCAAAGUAUUAUUUUUGCGCCCCUCUCUCUCUCUCUCUCUCUCUCUCUUCCAAACACUUGAAGAAAGGCUUCAUUUCAAUUCAACCAAACUAGAGAUUAUUCAAUUCCCAUGGCAAAUCUCACACCCAACAAAGAACCCAAUUCAUUUUCCUUUUCCGAUUUCCCUGAAGAUGUUCAGCUCUGCAUCCUCUCUUUCCUCUCUCCCUCGGAGCUCUCCUCCUUCGCUUCCACUUCAAAGCCUUUCGUCUCUCUCUGCCGUAACGACGCCAAGCUCUGGUUCGCUCUCUGCGACCGUCGAUGGGGCUCCAAGACCCAGAUCAGAAAAUGGGGCAAUGGCAAAAUCACCUACAAACAGCUCUACAAAGCCCUCAACGAGUUCGAAAACCUGAUCGGUUUCUGGCACCGGAGCGGCCACCGCAAGAUCGCCGGACUCAAUUCGCCGCCGCCGCCUCUCGCGUUCUUCGAGUGGGGCUCAUCUUUCAUCACUGGCUCUAGGGUUUCGCCUUCGAAAUCCGCCACGUAUGGGGUCGUAAGGGCUCCAUUUUUGUGGAUUAGUAUAAUGCCCAAUGGUGCACCGGUAAGUUUUCUGGAUCCCGAGUGUCGAUUCGAAUUGUUCGAUGAUUUGGUUAAAUCUGGUGAAUUGGGUUUGCUUGAGAAUGAAUUGGUACCAGUUAAUGUUAGUUUUAUGGGUAAGAAUCAUGUGGUUGUGGAGGAAAAUUUGAGCUUUGCUUAUUCGAAUUCGAAUUCGAAUUCGCUGGAGGGAAGGCAAAUUGGGAUUAGUAGUGUUUCGAGUUCGGGAAAUUUGAGGGGAGAUGAGUAUGGGGUGGUGGAGGAUCUGAUCGGGGCCAAGAGUGGGUCCCCGGGAAGCUUGUUGAUGUCUGAGAUUUAUCAGUACUUCGCCAAUCGGACAAGUCCCGGUGGGGAUAGGGCAUCGAGGAAGCAGAGGAAACGAGAGAAGGGGAGGCAAGGAAGGAAAAAAUUGGAGCCAGAGCAUUUUGUGAAGAUUGAUAAUUGCUCGCCAACACCAUCAAGACCUUUGCAGGGUUUAUGGAAGGGUAUUUGCGAUGACAUGAACUUGGAUUUUUAUCUUGUGACAUAUGAUGAUAUUGGGGGCAUUGCCUGCCGAAGGGUUGGAGACUCGUCUCAGCCAUUCUCUGAUUAUUCCCCAGUCUUUUGGACAUCAAACACUACGUUCAUUGAGUCUCCAUUUUGUCCAGAAGAAGAAUACAUAUAUGAUAGUCGCAUGCAUCUUCGACCACUAGCAUCAGCUGAUCCUGUCCAUGGGCAAUCGUCUUGGAUGGAAAAUGAAGUGGUUUCUCGCAUUCUUGAUAUCAAUUCAAGUUAUGAUCUUGUAAUUCCAAACCUGGCGGGAGCUUCAGCAAAUCCCCAGCAAGUGGAGGGAAGAAUAUGGCAGUAUAGGGAUGGGACAUUUGGAUUUGGGUUUCUACGGAACAAUUACAUUAUAGACCUGAAACAUAUUGCUCAGAAUGGUUGUAUUCUUGAUAUAAUGGAGCUUUGUAGUGAUUGAUAUCCUUAGGAUCAUCUAUGUACAAAACUUGCUGUAUCUGGAUACCACUUAUGCACUGUUGCACCUUGUAACAUAUUUAUCGUGGAAAUAAUAAUAUCAUUUCUUUCAAUUAA